This is a messenger RNA of Cladophialophora yegresii CBS 114405, 657 nucleotides long. RefSeq lists its product as uncharacterized. The record is from RefSeq and is a predicted model, not a curated record. Lineage: Eukaryota; Fungi; Ascomycota; Eurotiomycetes; Chaetothyriales; Herpotrichiellaceae. The transcript has a single exon. Bases 1 to 657 code for a protein of 218 amino acids.
AUGACGAUAGGAACACUCAUGGCCCCCGGGGUCCUCCACCGUGUCAUCCACGGCACACACACCCCUGAAAAAUGGCAGCAAGACCUCAUCACCGUGCGGCCCGCAAUGCUGCAGCACUACCGUCGGCAUAAAGUCCGGCAUGCAGAUUAUCCUGCCAUCAUACCCCACAAAGGCUCGCGAGUGAGGGGGAGUCUAGUCACGGGGCUGAACGAGCAGGAUCUUCGUCGCUUGGACAUCUUUGAGGGAUCGAUGUAUAAGAGAGACGUGGUAAAAGUACAAGUCCUGAAGGACGUGGCGUUGGAUCAAGCUGCUCCGGAAGACGAAGAGAAGGAGCCUGAUGUGGCAGACGAAGUCGAAGCACACACAUAUGUCUGGCUUGAGGACGUUGAAGAGACGUUGGACCCCAACGAGUGGGACUUUGCGGCGUUCAAGCGAGACAAGAUGCGUGCGUGGAUGGGAAUUGAAGAGGAUAACAGUGUGGAGGUGGACGAGGGCUUCGCCGACGUGGAUGCUGCAGCCAGUGCUUGGGAUGAGGCUGAUCUGCGAGAGGAAGGGGCAGAGCGGAAUGGCACCACGAAGAAGCGCCACGAUCCGAUGGGUGGCAGAGGGACAAAUGGCCAUAUCACACGGCAGCUGGAGGACGAGACCUUGCGGUGA